AGUCCACUGCCAGUACCAGCUCCCCUCCUCCACUCACAGCUCAGUCACUCACCCACUCUCUUUUCUCUCUCCUGCUGUGUGCCAGUACCUCUCUCCCUCUCCACUUCCUCAAAGUGGCCACAGCUCCUCUCUUUUCUCUUGUCCUCUUUACAUCCCUUCACCACUUUCUUUCAUCCUCCAGCUGUGAGAGCAACCCGGCUCUGCCUGUUCGUCUUCACCUCUCCAAGCUAAACAGAUCUCAAGCCGCUGCUUCCCCCUGAAGACUUUAUUUUCAUUCUUGAUCCUUUUUCUUUGUGGCUCUUUCACCCUUCCCCUCCGGAGAGGCUGGUCGGUGUGUCUGUUGUGUGUGCAGCAGCGCGUGCGAGGGCUCUGGUGUUGUGCUCUUUGCCCUGAGGGAGUCCCUAAAGGUUGUGACUAGAGGAGAAAAGUUUUUCACCAUGAUGAAUGUUCAACUGCUGCUCCUGUUGGCCCUGGCUGGCCCUUUCUGUGCCUUCACACAUGCAAGCCCCACAGAGAUCCCUUCAGACCUCGAUGUUAGUGUAGGAGUUACAGAGGCUCCAAAAGAGGACCUUACUAUUAUCACCGGUCCUCCUGCAACCGAACCAGCGGCGGUCCCUGCAGAAGUUGUAACGGUAACAGUUGCUAAUGAAGAAGUCGUAACAGAAGAAGCAACAGUGGUCACAGAGUCGGCGCCUCCUGCCGUUACAGUCAACAUUGAAGAGGCCGUCGUUGACACAGAAGCCCCCACUGUUGCUACUCAAGCACCAGAAGCCCUCAUCACUGACCCCCCUGUAGUGGAAACCGGAGCCCCCACUUCUGAGGUCGACGUCCAACCGACGGAAGCCGCCAAGGCAGAGACGGGCGAAGAGGUGGUCGUUGAAGAUGACACAGAUGAGGGCCUGAGUUCUGGCCAGGUAGUCGGCAUCGUGAUUGGCGCUCUGUUGGUAGUGGUCAUCGUCAUCGCCGUGGUGAUUGCUGCGGUGAGGAGGAUGGGAAUAUACUCCCCUUGAAGAAAAAGUCGGCCAAGCAGCAGGAGCACCCGAAGUUCUGGAAAUUCUGAACUACUGAACUGUGACGUCAUUCGCGAUCAUUAAAACAAGCACGAUACCAGAACUAAACUAAUGUAACCAGGACUCUGGACUGUUGUCAAAAAAGAGGGGGAGGGAGACUUGUGUGUGUUAAUGUAUGUACUUUAUGUAUGUGAGACAAAAACAUCCUCACCUCCCCCCGCUACCUCCUUGAUCCCCCCCCCCCUCCCCAGGAGCCGCUGAUAUAAAAUGCUCUGUCCCCCCCCUACUCCCUCGGAGAGAACAAAACGAGGUGACAUCAGGAUGUCACACAGAAUUUCAGGCCUUUUUGCAAAUGUAUUUUGUUAAGAGAAAAAAAGAGUAGGAAAGGUAGGGGGGGUAAUCUGACACUUAGGGAAACAAUCUCUCUCCUUUAAAGAGUGGCUGAUUUAGAUUUGCAUGGAAGUUUGAGAGGACAUAAAAAUGGAAAAUACUGACAAUACAAAAGAAAAUGAAAUGCACAUGGAAGGUGAGAGCAGGAGAGACUGCUAUAAAUUCCACAGGAUGUAUAUACAAUGCAAGGGGACUACAUAGUAUACAGCUAAUGACUUUCUCAUACAAUAUGUUGCAGUUGCAUAGGCUAGCGUUUGAUAUUAUGGAAGAAUACACAGUGCAUACAGCCUGAGGCGAUUGUUGUGGCUAACCCCUGAGCACCAGUUAAACACAUUAUCUCAUAUAGCCAGAAAACCCUGAUAUGUUGGCCAACUGUAUGAAGCAUCAUGUGCAGAAGUUGUUUUGACAUAACACACUCGUGAGCUCUUGGGGGCUAGCAGAAAAGAAAAGGCACCCUCAUUUAAAAGAGUAACGUGACAUUCUGCCCACUUUAACACUGACAUAUAAAAACCUAAUACAUAUCUGUGAAAUUUAGCAGAAGGGUUUGUGCCACUGUCUCUGGUAUUCUCUCUUAGGGGGAUUUUAACUUUUGAAGUGCAUUAUUAAUGUGAAUUACUUUUUAACUGCCACCCAUUCCAAAAAGAACAGCUUCUUCUGACUCGUUUCUUAUAAAGGCUUACACACAGCCAGGUUAUUAGACAUUUAGUGAUAGCAUUGUCUUGACAAUGUAUUCAUAGUACUUCUGUUAAUAGUUAGAUUACCAGAACAGCCAUCCGGUCUUUAAAUUGAGCUAACCCCAGAUUGCGUGCACAGGAUGACAUUUUAUAGUUGCACUUAUAGUUUUAGUGCACAGUGUUAGGCAGUAAUGCCCUGUUUUGUUAUUUUUGCAAGUGUGCUAAAUGGGUGUACAAAUAAUGAAGUCUCAGCUUCGCUCCGCUUGCUUUACAAACUCGUUUAAUAUGUGCACUGAAUGAGUGAUGUAAUGUUUAAUGAAUAGGCUUUUAGACACUGCAAAUGUUUGCAACGACAUGUCUUUGUUUCCUCUCCUCUGCUUUGCCACAUAUUAUCAGUUCUAGGUCUUUAAUUUGUGCCAUCUGAUUUUUUGAACCCUUUUAUUUAAUUGCAGUGUUUUUGUUCAUACUGUUUCAAUAAAAAACUGAAAACAC
Messenger RNA from Cottoperca gobio, 2566 nucleotides. It is a transcript of the gene pdpn, whose product is annotated as podoplanin. Bases 438 to 1010 code for a protein of 190 amino acids. NCBI's taxonomy places the organism in Eukaryota, Metazoa, Chordata, Actinopteri, Perciformes, Bovichtidae. The record is from RefSeq and is a predicted model, not a curated record. Gene Ontology annotation, biological process: cell migration; signal transduction; cell adhesion. The transcript is spliced from 4 exons.